Aspergillus mulundensis is the source of this 267-nucleotide messenger RNA. RefSeq names its product small nuclear ribonucleoprotein F. Bases 1 to 267 code for a protein of 88 amino acids. Gene Ontology annotation, biological process: mRNA splicing, via spliceosome; spliceosomal snRNP assembly. The transcript is spliced from 4 exons. Gene Ontology annotation, cellular component: catalytic step 2 spliceosome; U1 snRNP. The record is from RefSeq and is a predicted model, not a curated record. Gene Ontology annotation, molecular function: RNA binding. NCBI's taxonomy places the organism in Eukaryota, Fungi, Ascomycota, Eurotiomycetes, Eurotiales, Aspergillaceae.
AUGAGUCUUCAACCCGUGAACCCCCGCCCCUUCCUUCAGGCCAGGGUCGGAACCGAAGUCAUCGUUCGCCUGAAAUGGGGACAGACAGAGUACAAGGGCCGCUUGGAGAGCAUUGAUUCAUACAUGAACGUGCUGCUGCGGGAUACAGAGGAGUUCAUCGAUGGCAAGCCCACGGGAACCCUGGGUCUUGUGCUUAUCCGGUGUAACAACAUCCUCUGGAUGGGCUCCGCGGAGAACGUUGAGAUGACGGACCUGGGACUGCGAUAG